This is a messenger RNA of Musca domestica (house fly), 2323 nucleotides long. RefSeq lists its product as uncharacterized. Bases 6 to 1472 code for a protein of 488 amino acids. NCBI's taxonomy places the organism in Eukaryota, Metazoa, Arthropoda, Insecta, Diptera, Muscidae. The transcript has a single exon. The record is from RefSeq and is a predicted model, not a curated record.
UCAAUAUGUCUUUGCAAAAAAAUAAUUGUUUACAUGUUAUAAAAUUAUUAAAUUUGCAUGAUAAUGAGAGAAUACCUCAUCGUUUCCUGCUGAUAAAAUGUAAAGUGGAAGGAGGAGCAGGCAAUUCUUGCGUUAAUAAAGUCAUAUCACUCUUCCUGGAUAAUAAACUACAAUCCCAACUCUCAGCCGAUUGCGAUUCCAGGAAAUUUAAAUUCCUAUUGGAUUUGGGAGCGGAAAACAGAAGAUGCGAGAUAAGAUUGGAGUACUGUAAUGCCAAAUUAGAAUUAUGUAUUAAUUAUGAACAAAAGCAAUCCGCUUAUAGCAUACAACCCCUUAUUAUCAUUGCCAAAGAUGAGCAUGAAGACAUUGAUAAGGAAAAAGUAACCAAGUAUCGGGAAAUUAUUGAUAUGAAUUUGCUUUUGAUACAAUCUGUCUAUGCGGAAAAGUUAAAUGAGCGUUCCAUGGGACGUUUGUGUUUCCAUCUACGUGAUAAAUGUUUGGUAUUCAAUUCCCGUUUGACAAAAGAGGAAAUAUGGAAAUUAAACGAAAACGAAUUAUGGUCCAGCAUUGCAAAGGAAUUGCUGCAGUCUGAAUGGGGUAAUCAAUUGAAUGUCAAAUUUGUGGCCUUUAUUUCCUGCAGCAAAUAUCUGGGAAAUGAAGUGUUAAAAUCUCAAAAUUUCUCUUAUGAAAACAUACGUAAACACAUGCUGGGCCAUGUUGCGUGUGGAACUGGUGGUUUGGCCUUAUUUAGUUCGUCUUACUUUUAUGCAUGGCCCAAUGAAUUUACCAAUAUAUUGGAGAGCUUUAAUGACAAACGGAAAAUAGAUUUAGGCAAGCAACCCGACGACAGCAACUAUCGUAAAACCUAUGGUGGUGUGUAUGCCUCAAGUUUGGGUGCUGUGUGCCAUGAAAUUGGUCACAUAUUCGAUUUGGGUCAUGAUCUGGAAGGUGUAAUGGGUUCAAAUUUUGAUUAUAUUAAUCAUGUCUUUGUGGUGCACAAAACUACAGAACAUUUACCCCGUAGAGUUGUUAUGGAAAUUAAAAGUAAAGGAAAUCCCGUGGCAAAGCAACGUUUUACUCAACUAAAGAAAACACCAGCUGAAGGUUUUCUAAACUCCUACCGAGAACAAAAAGAAAAUGAUUCAUUUUAUUUCUCAGCUAAUUCAGCGAUUAUUUUAUGCCAUCAUCCUUGGUUGAAAUGUGAUGAAGACGAUUUAAUCGAUAAUAAUGAUUUUCUAGUGGAUUUUUCCAAAGAUGAUUGCAUUAUCAGAUCUCACAAAUAUCCUAUUAAACUUAUAGAAAUACGUACAAACUCAAAUAGUCUGAUUACACAUUGGUUUGAAUUACAAAAAACCAAAGAAGAACAAGCCGUCUUACAAUAUGAUGUGAGUAAAUAUAGAAAGCAGCUAGAAAACGAAUGUCAUCUCUUCGUUAUGAGCAUCAAAGGGCAUAGCAAAAAGAUAUGGCUUUAAUUUACAUUGUAAAUUUUAUAAGGAAGACAUAUUUGCCCCCACUUUCAGAUUGCCUGUUUCCCCAGAGAGUCUGCCAAUCAAAAACUAAAGCAACGAUAUGGAUUACCACACGCUCACACACUUCGCUAACUUUAGCCGUACAUUAAUAACACCACAGAGAAGCCAAAAAAGAGCCAAACAACACUGUCGACAUCUCAACGAACUCUUUCUACUCAAAAGUCAGAAAAGAGAAAUAAAAAUAAAAUGUGCAUCAUUCAUAGAUAAUAAGCCAAACCAAACAAAAACACAAAAUAGUCUACGUUGUCGUGUACACAUUGAUCGUUGUGACUCUCCUGCCUGCCCGCCCCCCAUAAAACCCAUUGCCAGUCAUUAACAUAUGAACGCCAAAACUAAAUUUACUGGUUGUUGCUGAAAACGCUCGGCAAAGCAAAAUAUUUACCUUUUUUCUUUUUGGCUAACUUCUUCAUUAUCAAUGGCAUACCAAAAACAACAACAGCUACCGCAAACACCAUGAUAAGAUAAACUCUUAACAGAUCGAAGAGCAUUAUUGAUUUUUUGUCUAUUUGGCAUAAUCGAAGAAAAUAGAAAGAACACUUGCUAGCGAGUUCAGUCAGGCAGUCAGUCAGUCAGUACUUAGUUUCUUACAAUACAACACGCUUUCUACACAUUGUUGUCGACGACAAUCUCUCUCUCUCACCGCCAUCGGCCAACUCUAGUCAUCGAAAUUUAAUAUUAUUAAAAUAUUUGGAAUAAAUAGCAAUAAUGGAACAACAGCAGACAGCACGUAUACAAUUCAAACAGCUUAAAGGUUUCCCUCCCGUCAUCGAUGAUAAGCUAGAAACGGAAAUGUU